AUGAGCCAAAAAACACUCGAGGCAAUCGUGUUUAGUAAACAUGACAACACCUUAAAGAUCUUGGACCAACUUCUUCUCCCGUAUAACACGCACUAUAUCACAAUUGAGUCAAUUGACGAUGCUUUCAACGCCAUAAAGCUGAUGCAGGUAAGAGGAGCACCAGCUAUCGCUAUCGUGGGUGCUUUUGCAAUCACUGUGGAUAUUUGGAGGAACCUCUCAAAUUCCAAACGUACAAUUGCAGACUUGAUGGAAAGAAUCGACUACUUGGAGACCUCGCGGCCUACAGCCGUCAAUCUCUCCAAUGCUUUGAACGACAUCAAGCAUUUGCUAAGAAACCGGUACGAAAUCAAUGAUUUGGUCGACGCCACAACUUUCGAAGCUGUGAAAGAAUACUCUGUGGGUUUGCAUGAGGGGGACUUGAGCAAUAACUACACUUUGGGUGAUAAUGGUGUGAAGUAUAUCACUGAAACGUUGAAGAAGCAAAGCUUCAAGGGACCUUUUUCGAUUGUUACUGUUUGCAACACUGGUUCCUUGGCGACUGCUGGCCAUGGCACUGCGUUGGGAAUUAUCAGAUCAGUGCAUAGCCAAUUGAAGAAGGGCAAAGGGGAAAACGAUUUUUGGUUCGAACAUGCCUACCCUUUAGAGACGAGACCAUACAAUCAAGGAGCUCGCUUAACGGCAUAUGAGUUAGCGUAUGAGAAAAUCCCGUUCACAUUGAUCUGUGACAACAUGGUUACAUCCCUUAUAUCCUCUUUGAAUAAAAAUAGGAGCAUCAAGGACUCUUCAGCACCUGUGAAGUUCAUCAUUGUCGGUGCAGACCGUGUGGUCAAAAACGGAGACUCUGCUAACAAGAUCGGUACCUACCAGUUGGCUGCAAUUGCCAACUAUUUCAACUCCAGUGUGUUUUCUGAGGAAAGUCAAAAGAUUAGUUUUAUCGUGGCUGCUCCCACAACAACAAUCGAUUACAAAUCUGCAUCUGGUGACAAUAUUGUGAUCGAGGAAAGACCCUCGCGUGAACUCACUACUUUAGAGGGACCCCUCUUUGAUAAAGACGGCAACGUUGGCGAAAAAAAGGUAGUCGGCAUUGCUCCACCAGGAAUCCAGGUAUGGAAUCCAGCUUUUGAUGUGACACCUCACGAGCUCAUUGACGCUAUAGUUACCGAAAAGUACCCGGUGUACCAGAAAAAUGAUGGCGAAUUCUUGCUCUAG
Messenger RNA from Candidozyma auris, 1209 nucleotides. RefSeq names its product S-methyl-5-thioribose-1-phosphate isomerase MRI1. Gene Ontology annotation, molecular function: S-methyl-5-thioribose-1-phosphate isomerase activity. The record is from RefSeq and is a predicted model, not a curated record. The transcript has a single exon. The coding region runs from base 1 to 1209 and encodes 402 amino acids. Lineage: Eukaryota; Fungi; Ascomycota; Pichiomycetes; Serinales; Metschnikowiaceae.